AUGAACAGCAAAGGGCGUGUGAUCGCUGCCACGCAACCAAGGAGUGCUGUCGCCGUUCAAAUGCUGAAUCGACCUGGCCGCAAACCUCGAGCACAGAAGGCCUCUUUGGCAAAAGCCGCAAAUUGGAUCCAAGACCCGAUAUCUUUGAGUCCUCGGGCGUCUCCUGCAGAUGCCCCCACUGCCCAUGAUAACGAGACAGGCGCUCAAUGUUGGUCGCUGGCUAUGCCACAAGAUUUAUCUGUCUUCGGCGGCCUGACACCCCCCGAGCAACAGUCCUUGGUCGUUAUAUUGGACAAGGACAGGUUCUUUGAACGGUUUGUCCUGGGCCCGACCUUUCAAGACGAUCACUUUCGUGCCAUCCUCACGCGGCUCUACACCGCGAUGCCACUGCUCAAAGACGCCUUCCUCGCGUGCGCUGGCAUCUCCGUGAACAGCCCGGCUGCAGGAACACUGCGCCUCAACGAGACCUACUAUUAUCAUAAAGCCACCUCGGGCCUCGACACUUUUCGUUCCUUUCAGAUCACCGGCGCAGGGGAUGUUUCGCUCUAUCUGAGCCUCGCUCUCGCGGUCUUGACCUUCAACAUCCACGUGGUCGGUGGCAGCGCCUUCCGCGUAUGCAGAUACACGCUCCCUGCGCUGGCCUCUUUGAAUGACGGCCACGCAGAGAUUGAUCCAGAUGAUUUUGCGUUCUUGAUUUGCAUUCUUCAUACUGAACUUGUGGGAUGUCUGUUUCGGCACGAGGUGCCCACCUUUCGAUUCCAAAUCCGGCCUGAAGACUUGAUGAACCGGUACCUAGGGCUGUCAGUACCGCUGCUCUCCUACGGCUACGACCUCUGCGUCCUGUCCAUCAAACUCCACCAAGCCAACGAAGAGGACCGUCAGAGUUUGCUGAUGCAAUUGCAGUCUCUUGAAGCUAAGGUCUCUGCAUGGCGACCUACUUACCCAGCGGACUUUUUGAGCCGAUAUUCUCAGGGGGAGGUGGCGCACAUGCUUUCUCAGGUGCAAAUCUUCCGUCAGAGUCUAUUGUUAAUAGCUCACCGACUCCAGCAUCCUUUCGGAACUUGCUUGGAUCGCUCUGAAGCGCUCUCUGACAUGAUUCUCGAGCAGUUUGACUCAAUCUGCAGUCUGGUCAACAGGAUGGUCGUGUCAAUGGACUUUGCGUUCCUGGUGGCGGCUUUCGAAGUUCACCACGCAGCAAAGCGCAAAAAAGUCUUGGACAAAGUCGACCUGUUCCGAGAUCUGCCGGUACCGUAUCGGACUCGGUUGAAGUCAAUCCUGUGUACUUUCUGGCAGACGGUGGAUGAGAAUUCUGGGCUGCACUGGUUUGACCUGAACCUCUACCUGGCUCCGUAUCUGGAUUGA
Molecule: messenger RNA, 1362 nt
Organism: Fonsecaea multimorphosa CBS 102226
Lineage: Eukaryota; Fungi; Ascomycota; Eurotiomycetes; Chaetothyriales; Herpotrichiellaceae
Exons: 2
Coding region: 1-1362 (453 amino acids)
Source: RefSeq, a predicted model, not a curated record